UUUCAGAGGGCACUGUGGAGUGAUAUCUUUACGGGAAGGUUAAGAUCUGAAAUUCCGCUGGCAUUGGUAUGUAUAAACCAUAGACACAUGUAAUAUGCCAAAAAACCCUGUCUCUCCCAAGAAUGCUUCAAAUCCGAGUUCAAGAAAAUUUAAAAAUUCAUUUUCUGAAAUUAUAUGUUUAAUAUCUACUGGAAUAAAGUGCUAGAGUGUGUGUUUACAAACUCACACCUUUUAAGAUCCUUUGGAAAACACAAACUUCUUAAGAAAAUGCUUCAAACUAUUUUUAUUCUUUAAAAAUUAUACUGAAAAGCAAAAUGUCCAUAGAGUUUGUAUGAUAAUUUAGAACAGUUGUGAACACAACGGCAUUUUACUGUAUCUUCAGACUCAAAAGUUACAACUACUCUACAUUGUCAUUAUUUCUGUGUUCAAAACAAGUCUGCAUGGGGGUGGAAGGGUUUACCAGUUCAUAAUAACCUUUAUUUUAAGAGGGUGACACCAAUUACUAUAAAAAGUAUUCUCCCUAGUGGCCUUCUAAAAACAAAAUUGAUAAUAAUAAAUUACAACAGUCGUGAUAAAAAGCCUAUUUACAAAUAAUUAUAAUUAUAAUAAAGGAUCUUAAAAAUUCUAAACAAGUAUUCUCCCUCCCUAGUGGCCCUCUAAAAACAAAAUUGAUAACAAUAAAAUUACAACAACAUUGUUCAUUUCUGAAGUAAUUAUGUACUUCUUGACUAAGUUAGAGGGCCGGACAGGAAAAUAUUUGGCUCGAGGUCAGGACGUGUGGACUUAUAAGCACAGCAAGGUCUUAGCGUCCUGACCGAGAGCCAAAUAUUUUCAUGCAUGGCCUGGCCUAACUCAGUCAAAAAGUGUUUUAUCUUAUGACCAUUGUGUUUGAAUUUUUCUGACGGAACUAACCUGCAUCGAUCAGUAAGUUUUUCUAGCAGAGGUGUAAUUGUUUUUCCGGUCCUAUCACUUGACGGGUAAGGCCCUCAUACGGGUCUUUUUUCAUAUGGUUUUUCAACAAAUUGGGCGCCGGGAUGUUCAGGUCAUAUGAUCAAAUGUUCUUUUGAAUUUUCUUUGCUUUGUUUUUUUAGGGACAUCUUAGUGACGGUGUCAUAACAGCUAAUGCUCAACUUGUUGAACUAGACCUUAGUGAUAAUGCAUUUGGUCCUGAUGGGGUGAAAGCAUGCGUAAAACUGCUAACAAGCAAAGCCUGUUACUCAUUAAAAACACUUAAGUUAAAUAAUAAUGGCCUUGGUGUUGGUGGAGGCAAGGUUAGUGCUUGUUAGAAAAUUUAAUAUUCAAAUGAGAAGUGGAAGUGAAACUGUCAGACUGAGUGUAGUGGGAGUUGUACUUGUUAGUACUUCAAAACAAUAUCGUUGAGGUGUUGGAAGUACAGUCGAACCUCGAUUUAAUGAAGGGCCAAGGGACUGUAAAAACUUGUUCUCUAUAACAAAGAUUUGUUUAUAUAGGUUUUUUUCCAUAUAAUUAUUUUCCUACUAGUAAUAACCAAAGGUUACAGAGUGCAGGCGACAACAGUCAAGGGUCAAAAUGCUUUUGCUCCAGUGCCGUGCUUUGCGUAAGUUUCAUGCGACAAAUGGUCAAAACAUGCAUGAUCAGAUUAUGAGUGAUAGAAGGUCCAAAGGUGCGGGAUUAAAGUGUGUUUUGUUCAUUCCAUACAUUCUUAGUGGAAAUCCAAACGAAUGCUCAUGGCUACAUACAUGCGACGCAUGCAUAUUAACAACCUAAAUAUUAGGAUUGCGGGCUCCUCUUGUCGCCUGCCAUUACUGGGGUAAAUAAAGUCGUUUGUUAUAAUGAGGACUUUGUUAUGAAAGGUUUGUUAUAUCGAGGUUCCGCUGUAACAGAAUUUGUGAUGAAGCUUGAGAAAUGCCUAUUUAUUUCAUCUUCAAAUUGACUGGUCUGGCCAGUUAAUUCUGACUGUUGGUUAGCACCCUAGGAUAUCUAUACAGGUCCAAUUUAAGUAAAAAUAAUGUUUAGCUUUUUAUUCCCCCUUACUGAUAUGACAACUAUUGAAUACCGUGGAAAAAAAAAAUUAUGUUAUUUAUUUACCAGUAACACCUAUCCUUUGAAGCAGAAGAUUGAUUUACUAUUUAGUUUACUAUUUAAGAACAUGAAAAUGACACUUGUAAAAUCCUGAAUUUUGUGUGAGAGAAUAUUUGGUCAUUUUUGUAGAUUCUCUCCAAGGCUCUGAUUGACUGCCACAAAACCAGCUCAGAAGCUGGUACCCCUCUGCAGCUUCAAGUGUUCAUAUCUGGUAGAAAUCGACUAGAAAAUCCUGGUGCCACAUCAUUAGCAGAGGCUUUUCAGGUAAUGCAUGGAACAGAUGUCAUGUAAUAAGAGGCAUUACUGUGUGUAGUACAUGUAUUAUGUAUUGCUAUCUUUUAAUCAAAUCCACACUACAUUGUAAAUUCAUAAACUUCAUGUUUCUGAUCAUCACAGAACUUUGCUGUGUUUUGUAUCAAUUGUUUUGCUUUUCCUAAUUGCUUGAUUAAACUUGCUAUUGGAUAUUUUUAAUACUUCAAUUUGUUUGUUUGUUUGUUUUCAGACAAUAGGGAGUCUAGAAGAGGUUCAAAUGCCACAAAANAAGGUUUGUUAUAUCGAGGUUCCGCUGUAACAGAAUUUGUGAUGAAGCUUGAGAAAUGCCUAUUUAUUUCAUCUUCAAAUUGACUGGUCUGGCCAGUUAAUUCUGACUGUUGGUUAGCACCCUAGGAUAUCUAUACAGGUCCAAUUUAAGUAAAAAUAAUGUUUAGCUUUUUAUUCCCCCUUACUGAUAUGACAACUAUUGAAUACCGUGGAAAAAAAAAAUUAUGUUAUUUAUUUACCAGUAACACCUAUCCUUUGAAGCAGAAGAUUGAUUUACUAUUUAGUUUACUAUUUAAGAACAUGAAAAUGACACUUGUAAAAUCCUGAAUUUUGUGUGAGAGAAUAUUUGGUCAUUUUUGUAGAUUCUCUCCAAGGCUCUGAUUGACUGCCACAAAACCAGCUCAGAAGCUGGUACCCCUCUGCAGCUUCAAGUGUUCAUAUCUGGUAGAAAUCGACUAGAAAAUCCUGGUGCCACAUCAUUAGCAGAGGCUUUUCAGGUAAUGCAUGGAACAGAUGUCAUGUAAUAAGAGGCAUUACUGUGUGUAGUACAUGUAUUAUGUAUUGCUAUCUUUUAAUCAAAUCCACACUACAUUGUAAAUUCAUAAACUUCAUGUUUCUGAUCAUCACAGAACUUUGCUGUGUUUUGUAUCAAUUGUUUUGCUUUUCCUAAUUGCUUGAUUAAACUUGCUAUUGGAUAUUUUUAAUACUUCAAUUUGUUUGUUUGUUUGUUUUCAGACAAUAGGGAGUCUAGAAGAGGUUCAAAUGCCACAAAAUGGAAUCCUUCAUGAAGGAAUAGCAGCCUUAGCAGAAGCAUUUAAAUCCAAUUCCAAUCUCAAGGUCUGUAAAGUGUCUAUUUAUUGACCAUCUUUCACUGUUUUUCAUGUUCCUGUACGUACACCUUAUGAAGAUGAGAAGAAAUGGCCAAGUGGUCGACGACUUGAACUUUAGACCUGUAAGUCUGUGUUCAAGCUUCACCAUGGCAUUGGUUUUUUAGACAAGAAAAUUUGACUCCACUAGUCUAGGUGUGUUAAUGGGUAACAUAAGCAACAUACUGCUGUAGGCAACUGUACAAGAUCAAGCAUCCGGAGUACAUGUAGCAAUACUCCUACACUGAAGAUGCUUCAUGCUACAAAAACCACAGGGACGUUAAGCUCCGACCAUGUGGGUCUCCUUAUCUCAUUUGUGCCUUAGUUUUUACCCCUUACCUAUUCAUCUAUUCAGUUGAUGCAGUGGGCAAUUGGAAUUGCUGGGAUACAAGCAAGGUGCCCACCUGAAUUCUUCCAUUGAUAAUAAAAGUGAAACAGAGUACUUUUUUAAACGCCAAAAAUUGCCUCAUAUACAUGUACAGUUUCACUUGCUCUUUUUGGACAGUUUCUUCUUUCUCUGUAUUGUUUUAAAUUCUUGCAAGAGGGUCUCUGCUGCUUAAGGCCAUUUUUCUUAAACUUUUUUCUUGCUGUAAAAGAAAGCACUGAAUGUCUGUUGUGUCUUUUAAUAGAUCUUGAAUUUAAAUGACAACACAUUUACUUCAAAGGGAGCAACAGCAAUGGCAAAGGUAAAGUUACCUUUUCAUCAAAUAAUUAUUAUUUGCUAUUAUACUUAUAAUUAUUAUAAAAACUAUUAAAGGGGGCAAUUUCAUUCUAUAGUGUAUACGCCACACCAUUUUUAAAGCAUUUGCAAAAAUUUAAGUCAACAUUGCAGAAAAGUAACAGCUUAAAUCUGCAUUCCCCCUCCCCGCUCCCCACGGGUUAGGGAGUGGAGACGCGUGACAUUUCAGACUACUACCAAUGGGGUUAUAUUUUGAUGGUCUGAUCGUUGAGAUGCUGACGUGAAAAGUUCCUCAUGAUCUAACCACUUUCCAGAACUGACUCUGGAGUGAAAAAAGAUCUUUGUAGGUAUAUGGAAAGAAAUCAUGUCAAUUUGUAACAAGCGCUUGUUUUGUAGGUGCUACCAAGCCUUAAAAAUCUUGAGGUCAUCAACUUUGGAGACUGCCUAGUCAAAACAGAAGGCGCCAAAGCAUUGGCAAAGAGUUUACGAACUUCAGUGAAUAACUUGAAAGAGCUAAACUUGUCUUUUGAUGAGAUAAACAAAGAAGGAGCAUUGGCUAUUGUUGAGGCUUUGGAGAGUAAAGAUUCUUUGAAGAAACUGGAAUUAAAUGGUGGGUAUACAAAGCAGGUGGUUUGUUUAGCUGCGGCCAUAGUACAGAUUGUCCCCAUUGUCUGCCUUUAUGGAGAAAAUGUGUAUUUAUAAUUUACAGGAAGACAUAAUAGCGCCCCGAAUGUAGUCGUCUACUUUAGCGUUCUCUCAUAGCUCGCUUAGGAAAGGAGUGGUGGCCUGGGUAGGAAGUGCCUGCACAAGCGCUUGUGUAGUAAAAGGAGGGUUAGAGUUUGUCCUGAUCAUUUGUUUUGCUCUCUCUUCACUGGUUUCAGGCAACCUGAAACAGAAAUUUGAAAUAGAUAGAAAGACGCUGCUCGAGCUGACAUUGAUUCUAUCACUUAAUUGAAGAACAAUACAGUACAUGGGUGGAGCCAAAAUAAUAUUACAGUGGAGUUCAAAAUCCUUUUCCCCCCUAACACUCCCGUAAAUAGUGCAUACAUGUACCUUCUCUAUAUUCUAGACUAGUUUCAGUGGGUGGCGAUCAGGCUAGAUGCGUGUUUUUUUCUUAGGCUAUCUUGGAUUUGUUGUUUUAAAAUUCUCGCUUUGUUGCUUGGUUAUAGUUGGAGCGUUUUCAAAAAAGUUCUGUUUUUGAUCGUUUUACAGUUGGCGUAAUGCUUAAGCGUGUAAAAAAAUGGUUUUCAAACGAAACGCUCUGGUGUGUACCGGGUCUACGGUUAACCGCCUCUCAGAAAAUCAAAGACAAGAGUUAUUCAUUAUUUGAUUUUAUUUUACAGGAAAUGCUAUUGGAGAAGAUGGAAUUGAAGAAGUUAAGGGUUGGCUUGAGUCAAAUGGUCGUCUUGAUGCUCUUGGUUCGCUUAGUGAUGACGAGGGAGAGGUUGAUGAUGAUGAAGAUGAAGAAGGAGAUGAAGAACUGGGUGGCGGCGACAGCGAUGAUGGAGAAGCGGGUGAUGAACUGAAUCUUAGCGUGACAGGUGUCAGUCUUAAACCAGAGUCACCGCUGCUUGGUACUGAUGAAGAAAUAGAAAAAGAACUCAUCAAGGUAGGUCUGGAAACUAAAGUAUAUCCAGCGAUCAUUGUUUAGGAAAUUAUUGUUUCACUUUGUAGCGUUUUCUUACAUGCACUACAGCCAAAGUUAUGGGUGAUAAAAAACGACAGAGUGAGACCUUGAUAAAUGGGUGCGAGCCUCCUUAACAAGUUGAGCUUCCAAAUCCAAGUCAUCAACCUUGUUGCAAAGUGGAAAUAUCGAGCAGACAGCUCACACUUCUCUAAGCAUCCAGCUUAUUAGAAGCCUUGACUGAGACUAGAUUGUGAUUACGAAGAUCAUGCUGAAUAAAUUUUCUGGUCACUUGAAUCUCGAAAAUUUUCUUUACCGUCCAUAUUUUGUUGCACAGGUUAGGUAACCAUCGUGCCAGCUGAGUGGCAUACUCCCAGUACCCCGAGGGUGCGAACUCAGAAAUGUCUAAAUUUCCUUAAAAUGUUUGAUUUUCUGCGUGUGACGUGGUGCCAUUUUUGACAAACCAGAAAAAGUUCCUUCAUAAAUUGUACUCACAGUCUUAUGUUCCUAGGAAGCUGAACAACUAUUUUGUUGAGUGAAAGUUUGGCAACUCUCGCUGUAAAGUAACGCUUACAUUGAGCAUAUCAAGCGCUAAUUAGUUUUCUGUUACGUUUGUCACAGGGACGUAAAUCGCCGAGGGAAGAUUCCAAUAAAGACUGACAAAGACAACGUGAUAUACACUACACGUACAAGUCCAUCCAAUAUUGCGGUCUCCUUCAAUUCAGUUCCAUUUUGCCUAGUCGAGCUUUGUAUUAAUUUUACUUUUAGUUACUGAAAAAAUAUAAGAUUAGGAUCAAAAAAUGGCAUCACGUCACUUAAACCAGGAGUAGUUUAACUGUCAACAUCGUGGAUAGAAUAGUUAGGGUGUUUCCUUUUUUAAAUUUUAGCCUGUGUAUUUUUACGUAGUUGUUUAUUGUCAUCGAAUAUUCUAAGCUUAGCUUUCAAAUUUUCUUACUUUUAAAAGUCUUCGACUAGCAGCGCUGAAGUUGACUCGGCUGAGAAGGUUGCUCUCUUUCCCGGGACAACUCUUUUCUGUAUUGUAAAUAGGGCCUGAGUGUUUUAAAAGUUGAUAGUUUUCUAAGAUUUCUGAGAAAAAACAAAGCAAUCGCUCGGUAGAAUUCGAAAAAUUCGUAAGGCCCGGUUCAGACGCCGAACUUUUCAUGAGUGGAAUUUAACACUUUGGAUUAAGCAAAUGAAAAGUUGGGCGUCUGAAUCAAUUACGAACACCUGUUUCAAUCUGGAACGGCUCAGCCGUUCUUCCCGCCUAGCCCGGCCUAGAAUUUCGACUAUGGAUUGACUUUGGAACGGCUUUGAUUCAGACGCCGAACUUUUUGUGUACCGAACCUAACACUUAUAUUUUUAUAACGUUUUUUGUAAGCAGGUUAACUCCAAAGUGAGCAUUUUUCCCCUUUUGAAUUUAGUUCGGCUGGAAUUACGAUCGGCGUCUGAAUCAACCCGGGCGGUCUAAAUAAUUUGAGUCGGCCUUAAUUCGAAUUACUCUAGGUUCGGCUCAUGAAAAGUUGGGCGUCUGAACCGGGCCUAACUGACACGCAUAUUUUCUUACGUUUUCAUAUUUCUUGACUUUUCGUUUGCAAAUCAUUGAACUGAAACUAAAAACUUUCAUCUCAAAACGAUAUACGCUGUAACAUAAAUCGUGUAUAGUUGUACGAUAAAGGGGGGUUAAUUUAAUUUGCCAUUUUAUUAUAUUGUAUUUAUUAUAAUUGUGUUCAAAAGUGUAGUUAGACCUUAUGUAUUAUAUUCCGCACCAUUUCUGGUGAAAAUCGAAAUAUAAUAUAAUUUUAAUUAUUUAUUCUCACUCUGAAAGUAUACACCGUUUUGAACCAAUGAUUUUACACACGUUUUAAUGUAGAAAAAUAUCCAUUUUUAUUUUUAAAGCUGUAGUUGCGUAGCGGGUAGUAUAUUAUAUUGACAUAUUAAAGAGUGUGUUAUACACUUUGUCUUGUAACCUGGUGUUAUGAAAUGUGGAAAUACAAAAGCUACCAAAUGACCCUUAACAUUGUCAUAAUUACGAGGAUUUGUCAUAUUAUGGAAUGAUCUUUCCAGAAAGCAGGACCAAAAAUACUCUUUCAUAGGUUUUCGUUUUUCUUUCUCCGUGAUAAAUCUGCCAUUAGCGCUCUGAGGGGCCAAGAUAUGGCUCGGUUUGCGGAUUCGCCAUGCAUAAGCAAGAGAAGGGUAGAGGGCAAAAUACUGCUUCCUGGUCAAAAUACGUGUCAAAGGUUAGACAAUCACAUUGUCAUUCUUAUCCUGUGAUGGCUCCACACAAAUUCCAAAUCAAAAUUUAGCUUUAUUUUAUUCUUGUCAUAGAUUCAAGAAACUCUCUGAUGAGGCUUUGGCUCUAUAGGUUUACCCCUUGACUCUGGCACUCCCCCUCCUCCAAUCCCCUCCCAGCGUCUCGGCGGAGGGGGUGUGGGCUCCCGCCCUUACCCUCACCCCCAAUCUUCUCCCGGUGUCUGGGAGAAGGGGUGUAGCACACCGCCCUCACUCCCCUCCCCCAAUCUCCUCUUGGGCUCUGGGAGAAGGGGGUGUGGGCUCCCGCCCUCACUUCCCUCCCCCAACCCCCUAAUAUAAACUGGGACUUUUUUUGACAAGUUUCAUUUGGUGCUGUAGAUAGAGAAAAAAAGUAAUUUUUCUCCAUUUAGAUGAAUCUUCCUUCCUUUUACUAGAUUGACCUUUUCUUAACUUCAUUGCAUUUGCUAAUGGCUUUUGGUGUUUUUAAAUUGAUUUAUGUGUGUAGGUGACGAACACGGACGUGGUAAAAGAUUUCCUUUUGGGACCGACGUUAGAGAAGCUGAAGAAAAUACCAAUCAAACAAAGGUCUUUUCUGAUAGCCGAGAAUUUAAGGGUACGCAUCUAUUUUAAUUUAUGAGUUAUAUUUGCUAACUUGAAGUCUAGGCCACUUUCGAGGAGUUAAAGAGACAGCUUUUUCAAAACAUGUCGACAAAUCGUGGAGUGUCGUCGGAGCAAUUUUGGCGUAAUUUUCUUCGCCAGUUACAAAGCGUGCACGCAAAUUGAUUUAACUGAAAUUAAAAAAUGCAAAAAUCUGCAAGAUUUUGGAUGCGACUCCUUCGAACAGAUUGUCUUACGAACUCGCUAUCUUUGAGCGCAUGGGUAGCAAACAUCCAAAAAAGCCGGUUUUUUCGUUGCCACUAAAUUUUUGAGGGAGAUCAUCAGAAAGUGUCCUAAUAUUUGCAGCCGAAUGCUAUUCGGAACUGCCGAUAAAAACCGAGAAACAAGAAGAAAAGGAAGCUGCAUUUUUAUGUUGAAACAAUUGUCUUUUUUUGUUUGUAUUUUAACAGGAUCAUUUACAUGAUGCAAAUGAAGUAGCAAGAUUUUUUGUGUCGGUGAGUUUUGUAAACACGGUGUUGUUUUAUCUCAUUUAAUACACUUAACCUGAGCUCAGUGUGCAUUUUCCAGGUUUGCGUCAUCCUCAAAGAUGAUAAAACAUCCCUUUUGGAGUGUUCAGGUAAGAUCGAUUGGUUUCUUUUUACGAUAGAAUAGAAUUUUAAUAUCAGUCAAUUGUCCUUUUUAAAAUGAUUUUACCCGUCAAAGUUGGGAAAGACAAUCCACCCACUCACCAAGUUCUCUUUGUCCACUGAGAGGCCGCCGAGCAUUCCCAAGUAAGAAAAGUUAUCAUGCGAAAAAAUGAAAAUAAAAAUAUAAACCUAAAAUGAUUAAAACUGCGAAAGGUUUUUAAUACCGUCAACUGACGUGGCACAACUUACUUCGACUCUGAAGAUGACUACUGCUCAGGUUGUCGAAACGUCAGUUCAGUCAGUCACUGUCAACAACAGUCCUAUAGUAUUUAGGACGACGUUCACUCGGACGAUUAUACUCAACCUACUUAUAAGACGAUCAAGGUGGAUAACAGAACUUUGUGCUAUUUUGUUAGUAGAAAAAAAUUAAAAACGGAUAUUAUGAAAUACCCAAUUUGCAGAAAAGCUUAAAUUUGCCUGUUUUUAAAAGAUACAAACAGUGUUCGAUUGCCCAACCUUCGAUCGCCUUUCUCUCGAUGGGCCAGAUAUGUCAUUUAAGGAACAGGUUUCCGCUGAGCAAUUCUGUUGUUGUUUUAGAGCCAAUCCUGAAGACAGCCUUUGAAUCUGAUAUGUGUAAGGAAGAAGGUUUAGUCUCCGCCCUUUUGAUUCACAUGGGUCUUCUCAAGGUAAUAACACUGAUCAGCUUUAGUGACAGGAAUUGUAGCUCUUGUCUCUUCGUUUUGGUUGGCUCGCCAAAAAAGUCGACUUGUGGACAAAUCUAUGGGGGUCAUGGGGGCAUGUGUGUUAGCCAGCCGUGGUUGGAGAAUAAAAUGUGGCAAGUUGAGGGUUGUACGCCUGAAAGUUUCUCCUUGCUUUUCGUCAAGAAAUAUAGCAGCUCGAUCAUUGAAUACCCGAUCAUUAAAAAUAACAAUUAUUAUAACAAGUCCAAUCAAAAGCUCUUAUUAUUCGUGCCCCGAUAAUCUCUCCUGUUGACUAUGUCUGUCAACCGAAAAGUCGACUGACUUGACCUUAAGGUUGUCGCUUAUAUGGUCCAAAUACGUAAUUGUUUUGUAGCUCAUUUCUACUACCAAGUGUGAUGUGUUGUUGUGUAAUUUUAUUGUUAUCUGCUUCUUUGUUGUUUUUAGGGCGAGGAGAAGGUUGAAUCUGCCAAAGACAUAUCCGGUCCACUGACGGCUUUAGAACAUGCUGCUAAACAACCUUAUUUUCCCACACAUUUAAAAUCCUUCUUCAUCGCUUUUAUUUCAAAGUAAGGAAAAUAAAAUUUUGAAAUAGUUGUUGAAAUGUUUAAAUAAUGCAGAAAAGCAAAGGUAACUGAAGCAUGCUUUUCUAGGAAGCGUUCAAGGUUACCUAUGAUCCAGCUACCAAAUAGGUCAGCUAAUGCGAAGACACGCGACAUUUUGAAUUUUACUUCUUUUCGUUAUGACUGAACUUAAAAAUGAUUUACCUUUUUUGUCUUUAUCGAAACCUAGGUUUGUUCUUAACACUUGCUCAUGAUCUUCAAGAUUUAUCAGUUCCUGGUAUUUGAUUCUAGCUUGGAAUAUGGAUAGGAAAAACGAUAUAACCCAUCUUUUCUGUUGUUUUCAGGCCCAACAAACUCUUGGAGUCCUGCUCAGAGGCUCGUCAUAGAUUUUUACAGACGCUCUAUCAGAUUUGA
Messenger RNA from Porites evermanni, 10939 nucleotides. The record is from the annotation of a GenBank genome assembly. Lineage: Eukaryota; Metazoa; Cnidaria; Anthozoa; Scleractinia; Poritidae.